Messenger RNA from Anarrhichthys ocellatus (wolf-eel), 1450 nucleotides. RefSeq names its product regulator of calcineurin 3 (gene rcan3). Lineage: Eukaryota; Metazoa; Chordata; Actinopteri; Perciformes; Anarhichadidae. The transcript is spliced from 5 exons. The record is from RefSeq and is a predicted model, not a curated record. Gene Ontology annotation, biological process: calcium-mediated signaling. Gene Ontology annotation, cellular component: nucleus; cytoplasm. Bases 199 to 909 code for a protein of 236 amino acids. Gene Ontology annotation, molecular function: nucleic acid binding; calcium-dependent protein serine/threonine phosphatase regulator activity.
AUAACAAACAGCGACGCGUUUGACAUCAGUCUCAAACAAACACCAGUGUAGCUUCUACCUGUUUGACAAAGUCACCUGUAGACCCUGUGUUUGGUACACUUGCAAUGGGUCGUUUCAGCCGCUUUCACUGACACUAGUGGGUUCCCAGCCUCUGUGGUCCCCACCUGCCUGUCAGCUGACUUCCCGAAAGCCUCCAACAUGCUGCGAGAGAGCUCCAAGGCGUGGAGCAACGGCUCAGAGGCCUACAGCAGCGAUCCUGAGGAGGACGAGGAGGAGGAAGAGGACAUGGUGUUCGGGGAGACCGAUCAGGAUGGCGUGGCGGAGGAGAUGAUGGAUCUCAGCGACCUCCCCACGGCGCUCUUUGCAUGCAGUGUCCACGAAGCGGUGUUCGAAGAGGACGCACACAGGGAGAGGUUUGAGGCAUUGUUUAGGAGCUACGAUGAGCAGACGACUUUCCAGAUGUUUAAAAGCUUCCGGAGAAUCCGGAUCAACUUCAGCACCCCAGAGGCCGCUGCCCGCGCUCGCAUCGAGCUGCACGAGUCCGAGUUCAACGGCAAUAAGAUCAAACUCUACUUCGCCCAAGUCCAGAAUGGCGACGAGGACAUUGACAAGUCGUACCUGGCCCCUCCCCAGCCCGCCAAACAGUUUCUGAUCUCGCCGCCUGCCUCGCCACCUGUGGGCUGGAGCCAGAGUGAAGACGCUACGCCCGGCAUCAACUACGACCUGCUGUGUGCAGUAGCCAAGCUAGGACCAGGUGAAAAGUAUGAGCUCCACGCGGGGACAGAGUCCACCCCCAGCGUGGUCGUCCACGUGUGCGAGAGUGAGACGGAGGAGGACGAGGGGGCGCGGCCAAAGCAGCAGAUCGUCCAGACCAGACGUCCAGAGGAACCCCCCAAAGUCCUCAACUAGAGAGGCCUCAACCCCCCCCCCCCCCCCCCCCCUUAAACCCGCAACACACCUGCCCUCUCUCUCUCUCGUCUCUGCACUCACAGAGAGCGUCGAUGCCCCUCAUUUCAGUUCAACUGCAAGCGAAAAACAAAACCAACAAACAUUGCUCGAAGACGGCGUUUGUGGGGAGCGUGGCGAUGGAAUGAGGUGGCUUGAAGGGGAUGGAUGAGAAUCUCACACACACGCUCAUCACAUUCUGCGGACCGCGUGGGGAGCGGCGGGCACGCUUGCCUCCACCCCACCAACCCCCCUGGUUUUCAGCAAAAAAGCGGUGGAAAUACCUGUCCCAACGCAGGCACAUGUCACGUAUCACACACACUCAGCUCUCAUUGCUAGUCCUGCUCAGUAGCUUGCUAGUUAGUUAGCUUGUUAGCUUGUAACUCUCCCUUCGUCUCACAGUCGUGUGUACAAUAAUCUUUGGUUAAGCAAAGACAUUUAUAUUUCUUCUUCUUCUUUUUUUUUACAAUAAAUUGUGUUUUCAGAUUACACAUAUAUAUAUAUU